Chelmon rostratus (copperband butterflyfish) is the source of this 5691-nucleotide messenger RNA. RefSeq names its product microtubule associated monooxygenase, calponin and LIM domain containing 2a (gene mical2a). The record is from RefSeq and is a predicted model, not a curated record. Gene Ontology annotation, molecular function: FAD binding; protein binding. The coding region runs from base 237 to 3605 and encodes 1122 amino acids. The transcript is spliced from 22 exons. Lineage: Eukaryota; Metazoa; Chordata; Actinopteri; Chaetodontiformes; Chaetodontidae.
CUGGAAUCAGCCGCACGGAGGAACUGCUGCUUGUCAGCCUGACUGAGGACCGACACACUGCAGCCCAGGACCGCGUCUGACCGAAGACACUGAAGGACCAAGAGUUCGGAUUGGGUUGAGAUAAGAUAGUGGGCAUGACGUUGCGGGCCAAGUUGAGGGUGUAGCCACAUCUGGCAGAGAGUGCUGAAGUAAGCAGGAGCGUCAGCACACCAAACCAUCUACUGCGGCGGGGGAAGAUGGGAGAGACAGAGGAGGACAAUGUGGGGAAGCUGUUUGAGAACUUCAUCCAGACCUCAACCUGUAAGGGGACCCUUCAGGCCUUCAACGUCCUCUGCAGACAGCUGAACCUCGACCCUGCAGACAGCGGCACCUUCUACAGCAGUCUGAAGGCGAAGGUCACCACCUGGAAGGCCAAAGCACUAUGGAGUAAACUAGACAAGAGGAUGUCCCAUAAAGAGUACAAGAAAGGCCAGGCCUGUGUGGGCACCAAGUGCCUCAUCAUCGGAGGGGGGCCCUGUGGGCUGCGGACGGCCAUUGAGCUCGCUUUGAUGGGCGCCAAAGUGGUGGUGAUCGAGAAGAGAGACUCCUUCUCGAGGAACAACGUGCUGCACCUUUGGCCCUACACCAUUCAUGACCUGCGCGGCCUCGGGGCCAAGAAGUUUUACGGCAAAUUCUGCGCAGGGGCCAUAGACCACAUCAGCAUUCAGCAGCUGCAGCUGAUCCUACUGAAGGUGGCCCUGAUUGUUGCAGUGGAGUUUCACAUCAAUGUUGAGUUUGUCAAGCUGCUGGAACCUCCGGAGGAUCAGGAAAAUGAAGGUCUUGGGUGGAGGGCUGCAAUACGACCUGCUGAUCACCCCGUGGCUAACUUUGAAUUUGACGUUGUGGUGGGGGCUGACGGACGCAGGAAUACUCUGGAAGGUUUCAAAAGAAAAGAGUUCAGGGGGAAGCUGGCGAUCGCCAUCACAGCCAACUUCAUCAACAGGAACACCACUGCAGAGGCCAAAGUAGAAGAGAUCAGCGGCGUGGCUUUCAUUUUCAACCAGAAGUUCUUUCUCGACCUCAAAGAGGAGACAGGUAUUGAUCUGGAGAACAUUGUGUACUACAGGGACAACACCCAUUACUUUGUCAUGACUGCCAAGAAACAGAGCCUGCUGGACAAGGGAGUCGUCAUUAAUGAUUACACAGAAACCCAGAUGCUGCUGAGCAGUGAAAAUGUCAACCAGGAAGCUCUUCAGUGCUACGCCCGAGAGGCUGCUGACUUUGGCACCAACUACCAACUUCCCACGCUGGAUUUUGCCAUGAACCACUGUGGGCAGCCAGAUGUAGCAAUGUUUGACUUCACAAGCAUGCACGCCUCUGAGAACGCUGCUCUGGUCAGGGAGAGAUUUGGACACCAACUGCUGGUCGCACUGGUUGGCGACAGUCUGCUAGAGCCCUUCUGGCCCAUGGGGACAGGUUGUGCCCGAGGCUUCCUGGCUGCCUUUGACACAGCCUGGAUGAUAAAGAGCUGGGCUCAGGGUCGGACAGUUCUGGAAGUGCUGGCAGAGAGGGAGAGUAUUUACAGGCUACUUCCACAGACAACACCUGAAAAUAUUGCCAAAAACUUUGAGCAGUACACUAUAGACCCUGCGACUCGAUACCCCAACCUCAACUCCUCUUGUGUCAGGCCACUCCAGGUGCGUCACUUGUACAUCAGUGGAGAGCUGAAUUCCUGCUCUCUGGAGCGUGCUGCCACCAUACGUCGACCUGUCAAUCUCAGCAGACGAGAGUCAGAGAUCAGACCGGCGAGGCUUCUCACCUGGUGCCAGAAACAGACAGAGGGCUACAGGAACGUGAUGAUCACGGACUUGACGUCUUCUUGGAAAAGUGGCAUCGCCCUCUGUGCCCUCAUCCACAGGUUCAACCCCCAUCUGAUCGAUUUUGACUCUUUAAAUGAAGAGGACCCUGCUGCAAACCUCCAGCUGGCUUUUGACAUCAGUGAGCGUGAAUUUGGGAUCCAAUCGUUCAUGUCUGUGAAGGAGCUGAAUGACGACCAGGAGCUGGAUAAGACCAGGGUGAUCACCUACCUGUCCAAGUUCUAUGAGCUCUUCCGUGGCACACCUCUACCUGCCUCAGGUUCCAGAGGAGUGGAUGAAAACAAUGAAGAUUAUCCAUCGAAAGAAGUCAGAAGUAAUAAUAAUGUGCUUAAUCUUGCACUGCCCAGAAAACGGGUACCAAAGGAUGAAAAGAAGUCAGACGGUACAGAUCCCAUUUACAAAAGGAGGCGGAAAUUCUGCAGUUAUUUGGAGGAGGCCACCAAUCUGUCGAGUAAUGGUUCCUCGGUGCGAGAGGGCCGAGAGCCCAUGGAAAACAAAGUGCGCUCAAUGGCUACUCAGUUGCUGGCCAAGUUUGAAAGCACACCCAGCUACACCCCCCGGAGAACACAGUCCGACUGUGAGAGGUCCUUCCCGCUGAAAACUCUUGACCUGACUGAGAGUCUGCACAUUAAAGUCAGGCCUCCGGUCCCACCUAAACCUCCUCCUGAGACACGGCUAGUCUGGAGGCGCCAGACGGCAGUUGAGAGACAGUUUGAAGUCAGUAUCAGAGAAGCAGCACAACACUUAGUCCCUCUGCCUCCAAAGACUUUGCCCAAACCCCAACUCCAGCCCCAGUCCCAGCAUCCAUUUUCUGUAGUGAAGCUCAGACAUGUUGAUCAAACACACGCUGAGACGAAGCCCCAGCCUCAGCCAGAGAGUGCAGACCCCCCUGCUUCCUCCCCAUCCUGCCACUCAGCAAUCCAGUUCAUGUCAAGAGUCCUCCAGCGCCUCAGGGAGGUGGAUGAACACAUCUCUGAGAAAAAAGCUCAGACACAACAGGCUAGAGAGUUUCACACAAAGAGUAUAAAGGACAAAGCUGUUCACCUUAGUGGGUUGUUCUCAGCAGACAGCUCAGCUGUACUCAAGGGCGGCUCAGUGCGAAGGGCGUUCCCGCCAUCGGGUGAUAAGUGUUACUCAUGCGAGAGACGUGUCUAUAUGGUGGAGAGGGUCUGUGCCGAGGGGCUCUACUUCCACAGGGAGUGUUUUCGCUGUUCUACCUGCAGCGCUGCGCUGCGACAGGGAGCGCACGCCUUCGACUCUGAGCAAGGGAAGCUGUACUGCAAACUUCAUUUUGAUCAACGCAACAAUGGGAACAAGCUACGGAGGAAUUUGUCCCUACGUUCAAGCCGUUAUGGAGCUGGAGUUCAGGAGGAAUGUGCUGAUGAUGGACAGCGCUCCGAGUCCAGCAACACAGCAGACCUGCAGAGUCAAUCUUCAGCAGGUACCUUCGGCUCAUUCAUAAGGAGACGCCUGAGCUGGCCCCUGAGUGUGACUCGUGCUGUGUGUAACGCCCCCUGGUAUCUGUCCCAUUGUGUGCGAAGUACAGCACAGGCCCUCACCGGCCACCUGAGGGACAAUGCGCAGGACUAUGCAUCCCUGUAUGAGCUACUGAGCAUGAGCUUGCCCCUGCUGUUCGUUUUACAAGAGGUACUGCUGCAGAUGUACACAGAGGCUGUGCCUGAUGGGCCCAGCUCUAUACAGCCUCUAAUGCAGUGGCUGCAGGAGCUUAUAGGCGACAGGCUGAUGUAGACGCUCAGCAGAGCCCAGCUGUUAAUAUUUGACUCCAAAUGUCAUUAAGUCUGUGGCCAAGUGGCGCUUUAGCUGGAGGUGAUCUCGUCUUAUUAUCAAUUGUAGCCGUGCACAAGCACCUUUUUAAUGUUUACUUGCCUUUUAUGAUGAUACUGUAGGUAGAUUUACUCUCAGUAUGCUGGAUGUAGUUGUGCAUCAGCCAAAGAAGAGACACUGUAGGUUGCUCAUGCAACUUUUUGCAAUUUACUAGAAGGGGUUGGGAAAAUUUGGCAUAAUGAAAGCUGCACCAAAUAAUUUGCAUUUGGUUUGAUGUGGAAACUGUGCAGUACUUGUAGGGUUAAAAUAAGUUAAACACAUUUAAAAACAGACCACAGUCAGUGCAUUAAAGGUAUACUAUGCAGGAUUUUCCUCAAAAACUCAGACUCAGACAAGUAAUCCCUCUCAAUCAUCACUUGCGACUCACUGGAAGUGUGUGGUGCUGUAUGUAUCUGCAGAGACUCUGCCCUCUACCUGUAUUUUUUAUUUUCUUGUUACUUUGCUGUGGGAUGUGAAACUGUGGGCAAUGGGUGUGUAUCCCCCAGCCAAUAACAGCACGCAGCGUACGAGGUCGGUAGCAAACUGGCUACGUUGCCGUCUCCAUCUCUGUCCUCUGCUCUCUGUGUGCGAGCUGCAGGUCUGUGCGUCUGUUUGGCCGAGAACAAAUCCUGCAUAUUAUACCUGUAAAGACUGGACACUGCUGAAAUGUCCAAUCAUCUUGCUGUAGAAUUGUCUUGGAAAAUGGAUCCUGCAGUUAAAAUAGCUUAACUCAGGUUAUGACUGACUAACUCGAUGCACUUUAUGUUUGAGAACUGCCUUGUGGACGUUGCAGUAAACUGUCACAAUAGCUAGAAGCCUGCUGUCAUGUCGUGCUGAAACACCAGGCAGGUUUUCUUUUGACUCUACAUAUGUGCUGCUGCCAUAUGUUAGAAAAAAACAAUUUAUCUAUAUCUUUAUCUAUAUAUAUAUAAAUAUACAAACACACACACGUACAUAUGCAGGUAUGUGACUUUUACACACACAUGUCAACAGUUUGCUCGUACUCUUUAGUCUGACUGCUCGGUUUACUUUUGUGAACUGUUUUUAUUGAUUUUUCUGUUCCCUCUUGAUGCUGUGGUCCGCUGAGUUUCUGUCUCAGUAUUUAGUUCUACUUUGCUGCCAUCUACUGUUGACUCUCAGAAAAACCAUGAAGGCAAAGUGAGGCCCUUUUUUAAACCUUAUAUUUUCAGAUUUACUGUAGACAGUAGAAGCCGGUGAGCGUGCUGUGAUGUGCUUGCCCCUCUUGCCAUGAUUUUAUAGCAUGUUGUUGGAAGAUCAACUGCAAACCUCUUUGACUGGAAGCCACACCGUUGCUUCCUAUUCAUCUAAUGAUGCUUACGAAGCACUUUAGAUUUUUAGUAUUUUGUUUUUCUUGAUAAAGUAUUUGAAAAUGACAUUUGCAAAAACUUCAGCUAUUAUUUGAAGUGUUUAUUGCAUGAUGUACUGGAUAUGCAAUAUGAUGUUUGCGUUUUGUUGUCAGCUGCCUAAUAUUUCAGGUUGAAUUACUGAAUCUGCUGCAUGUUGAAUAUCUGGUUUACAGUGCAGUGAAAGACUUUUGCAUUUUAAAAUACCAAAGAACUGUUUCCACUCACACUGACUCAGCAUUUGUUUUAUAAAUCUGUGUGACAAGGUGACAUGUACAACGGUGCCAACAUACAAAUAUCAUCUUCAUUAUGAAUGUCAGUAUUGUGUUUUCAUAAACAUUUUCUACUUUUGUGCUUUUAUCUGUUGUUAUUUAUGCCUGAAUGUUCUCUCUGUUUUAGAUCAUUUGUCUCUUUUCCUCUCAUUCAGCUGAAGCCUUUUAUGAAGUGUGUGAGCCAGCUGGAUGCUUAGCAGAAAUGACAUUUUGAAGGUGAUCACGUGCAUGGUCACAUGGUCGUGUGUGAUGUGAUACUGACUAUGAGUAACUGUUGCAAGGUGUCUGAUAUGACUUUACAACAUUUACAGCGCUGAAGAGGUUGAAGACGUUUCUUUGAAGUGACACUGGGUGAUUAAACUCAUGACUAAUUAA